Clupea harengus (Atlantic herring) is the source of this 2815-nucleotide messenger RNA. RefSeq names its product leucine rich repeat containing 75Ba (gene lrrc75ba). NCBI's taxonomy places the organism in Eukaryota, Metazoa, Chordata, Actinopteri, Clupeiformes, Clupeidae. The record is from RefSeq and is a predicted model, not a curated record.
UCCCUUUCUCUCUCUUCUCCCACCCCCUUCAGUUAUAAGUGCUUUCUCUUCUCACAGAGCACACUCUUUUCCACGGAUUUUCAUUCCAUUCAGUGAUCUUAUCUGUCAAGGCUGUUACUUUAUCAAGUAUGGGUGUGCAACAGAUGGCCAGUGCAUUAUGUCACCGGCCAGGUAUCUCCUUUUCAAUCCUCUUUAACAGAUAUUUAUUUUAAGAGAGUUGGUUUCUGUAUUAUAGGUUGUAUUUCAGUCUGCUUUAAGUUAAUAUUUCCAAAUUAAAUUUGUCUUGAACUGUUGAGUAAGCACAUUGAUCUGUCAAGCGGUUUCUUCCACCAUCGCGUUCUACAACGAUUAGAUAUUGAACAUUUAAAUGCUAGACGAAUAGGGCGUUCACACAUGUCCACGCGCAGUAGAGGAUGUCUGUGAUUGGGUGCGUGUCUAGCAAGCGGCGCGUGGUGCUGUGGAGACCUAAACAGCAUCAACAGACAAGCAGUGAAUAUCAAACCGAGACGAGCCUCCAGCAUCGACACACCUAACAGUAGUACAUCUCAGGAAUAUCCAAAAGAUGGAAAUGUCAGCUUGUUAAACUGACACCACAUCAUGGCUGAUAUCUACACCACAUAGGAGCACUGACAGUCUUUGUAUCAUUUUACGUUUGUGUAUAGGCUGGACAAUAGUACUGCUGCAUGCGCACUCCCGAGUAGAUCACGAGUGAUGGGCUUAAGUUAAAUCGGGCAGAAAAAAAUAACAUUACAUGACGGUGUGAUUAUUAUGGCCAUUACUCAUGGAGUCAAAACAUUGACCCGCCAGUGCAACAUUUAGGCUAGUCUGUCCGAAGCUUCAGCAUGGGUUCUCGUCUGAGCAGACAGAACAGUCUGGACAACGAGAAUUUUUCAAGGAGGCGCCGCAAGCAUCUCGACAGCACGGGAGAAAGCGAUAGGAGUGGAAGUCGUGGCAGCGGAGACUUCUUGUUUACAUCACUGAUGCUGAAGUCGGACAAGCUACCGGGGAUGCUGCGCCGAACCAACCACAGUCCCUACGUGCGACGAGUCACCUGGAUCCGUGAGAUCCAAAAACUGCUCCGCGAACGCAAGCUAGACCAAGCAACCGACGUGCUGAAAUUACUGAGGAAGGACCUGGGUUUGGAGGGCACAUCCCUGAAUGAUAUCUUAUAUAAGAAUGCAGCCUUCCUCAAUCUGGUGGAUCCCAUCUCACAUGAGUUGCUGCUAAGUCUGGCCAGAGAUAUGCAGUGCCCAAAGAAGGAUGCUCAGGACACUCUGAAGUCCUCGGAUAAAAUCUGCCGGCAGCUCAUCUACCACCUGACGCCGCACUCCAAGUGGCUACGCAAGAGCAUGUCCAGGAGGAAGUCGCAGGCCUGCCUGAAAAAUACCCUCCAGAAGAAGCUCUCCACCGACGCCGUGGACCUUUCCGGAAUCCCGCUCUCCACUCGUGACGUUCGGCACGUGACGUACCACCUCCAGACCAGCGGGGGCGCUGUAGCCGCUGUGGACCUGAGCUUCUGUGAACUGCGGGACGAGGGCCUGCGGCUGCUGCUGCCCGCCCUAGCCGCGCUGCCCAAGCUUAACACACUGGCGCUCAAUGGCAACCGGCUCACUGUGGACGUGGUCAAGGACCUAUCCGAGGUCCUCAAGGACGCCAAGAGCUUUUCCUGCCUAGCGUGGAUCGACCUGGGCAACAAUGUGGACAUCUUUACCAUGCCACAGCCCCUGCUGGUGGCUCUGAGGCGCCGCUGCAGCCUUAAAAGCAGUCUUCCCACCAUCUACGAGUACACCGAGGGCCAACCCUACUGCUACCGCAUGGAGGCCUCCAUCGAGGAGCCCAGUGUCUAUGAAGAAGAGGAGGAAGAGGUGGAUGUGGAGGAAGAGGAGGAGGAAGAGCUAGAGGCUUGGGGUAUUUCCGAGAACGUGAAGGGUUCACCUAAUUUUACCUUGCACUAUUGUGAAAGGUGAACCCACCCCCCCCUUUCCCCACAUGGCAAACACACACACCUCCCAACACACAAACAUAAGCCCUGCUGACAACCCGCGGGAGUGAAAGAGGUAAAAACAGAAAAAGAGAGAGAAAGAUGGAGAGAGUAACAUAUCCUCCCUCAAUCAAGCACUUCUCUCAGUCCAAACACCUUUGACAACUUCUUCUUCCUCUAUCACUGUAUCACCGUGACGUUAAAAGUCACCCCAUUGUGGCAAACAAUACUACAAUCAGUCAAUGAGAUGUGUUACUAACAUACAUGUGACUAAAACACCUCCUCGCCACUGGUAUUUCCACUGGUGACGGUUGCUGUGUGUGAUCUCUGUUCCCGGGGUGCCACGUGUCAAACUUGAAAGACCUGCAUCACUGACUUACUGUGUUGGUGGAUGGUGCCCCUGGGAGUGAGGUGGGGGUUCAUUUGAGGGGGGGCUAGAAGAGUCUUCCGGAAAGGUGUUCUCUUCUCCCCUCAGUCUUCUCACCCGACGGAGCAGUGGCCGGCCGUGGUCUUGCUGAAAAAACAAAGUUCCCAAAACUGGCGGCGUGGCAGAGAUCAGAUGACACACUAAACACUCAACCACAUGGCCUCCAAUGGCGCUACUGAUGACAGAAAGCUUGGGAUGAAGACUUGCCCCGAUCAGACGGCGUUUCGGUUGUUUUUGGUUCGCUGGGACUUGCGGGGUUAAGCCACAGUGGUCGUGUUUUCCACCACAGAGUAACUGAGACCCUCUCUCUGGCAGCCAACCGGGCCUAGCUUCCCUUACACUGUGUGUGCAUGUGUGUGUGUGUGUGUGUGUGUGUGUGUGUGUGUGCGUGUGUGUGUGUGUGUUAG